Messenger RNA from Gossypium raimondii (Peruvian cotton), 686 nucleotides. Its product is annotated as serotonin N-acetyltransferase 2, chloroplastic. Gene Ontology annotation, molecular function: N-acetyltransferase activity. The record is from RefSeq and is a predicted model, not a curated record. The transcript has a single exon. Gene Ontology annotation, cellular component: cytoplasm. Lineage: Eukaryota; Viridiplantae; Streptophyta; Magnoliopsida; Malvales; Malvaceae. Bases 98 to 619 code for a protein of 173 amino acids.
CAUGACCCAACCAACCAACCGUCAUUAAUAAGCACUGAAUUACAAACAAGGCAAAGAAACAUCAUCCUCCUUAUCCACUCAUUUCAUUUCUCCCUCAAUGUUUUCACGUGGCAUCAUCUCCAACUUCCGAACCCCAACCCUUCCUUUUCCGACAUGCAAAUACUCCAUCUCCGACAAGGACCUCGAGUCCCGAGGCUUCUUCCUCCGCCGCACCAUCUCCGACCUCAACCUCGACCACCUCAACUCUGUCUUCGUAGCUGUGGGAUUCCCUAGGCGUGACACGGAAAAGAUCAAGCUGGCACUUGAACACACCCAAUCCAUACUCUGGGUGGAGCACAAGAAGUCCCAGAAACCAGUGGCCUUUGCUAGAGCUACCGGGGACGGGGUUUUCAAUGCUAUAAUAUGGGACGUGGUGGUGGACCCUUCAUUCCAAGGUAUCGGGCUCGGCAAAGCUGUAAUGGAACGGUUGGUUGAGGAACUGUUGGAGAAAGGUAUUUGUAACAUUUCAUUGUACUCGGAGCCUAGGGUGUUGGGGUUUUAUAGGCCUCUUGGCUUCGUAGCUGAUCCUGACGGAAUUAGAGGCAUGGUCUACUCUAGAAAGCAAAAAAAGAAUAAAUAACUUUUCUUUCUUCCAAAACAGAUGAAAGCUUACAAAUUUAUAAAAUUCAAUCAUAUCUUCUACUUUA